Molecule: messenger RNA, 2222 nt
Organism: Anopheles moucheti
Lineage: Eukaryota; Metazoa; Arthropoda; Insecta; Diptera; Culicidae
Product: probable global transcription activator SNF2L1
Exons: 2
Coding region: 1-2022 (673 amino acids)
Biological process (GO): positive regulation of transcription by RNA polymerase II
Cellular component (GO): nucleus
Molecular function (GO): ATP-dependent chromatin remodeler activity; ATP binding; DNA binding
Source: RefSeq, a predicted model, not a curated record
AUGCUUUCCGGUAAAACUUCUCCUCCUUCGCCAAACAUCGACGAGGACAAGCUGGAAAGAAAGGUUUUCCGGGAACAGUUGCAACGAAAGCGUCUAAUGCAACUGGAAGCACUCGAACGAAAGCUAGCCGGUUUCGCCGAAUUCAAUCAAGCACACCUGAAAAAGAAACCAUCCGCCGACCGUGGUACGACUGGAAGAAAACAAUUGGCAAGCAUCGAAAACCUGCGAAAUGCGGACAUCGCCAAUAACAAUGCUAUUGAUGGUAUUGAUUUUAUGGAAUCACCUUCCUACAUCAACGGCACCAUGCGGGACUACCAGAUACGUGGCCUGAACUGGUUAAUUUCUAUGUACAAUAGCAAUCUCAACGGCAUUCUCGCCGAUGAGAUGGGACUUGGCAAAACUAUACAGUCCAUCUCUAUGAUUGGUUAUCUGAUGAGCGUACGCAAACUAAAAGGACCGUUUCUUGUUGUGGUGCCCCUUUCAACAUUGUUCAACUGGAUGAAUGAAUUUGCAAGGUUUCUACCGUCCGCCAAAGUAUUAAAGGCACAUGCGACUGGCGAACAAAGUAAAGAGAUCCUUGCCAAGCUGAGCGAUCGGAAACGUUCGUGGAAUGUGGCUGUUACAACGUACGAAUUUGUCACUUUCAAUAAGCUGCAUUUCAAACGCAUUAAUUUUCACUAUGCCAUAAUUGAUGAGGGUCAUCGGGCAAGGAACGAAAAUACCGUGUUUGCUAGUGUGCUUAGAACAUAUCAAAUCCAGAGUAUGGUGCUAUUAACCGGCACACCGGUUCACAACAAUUUGCACGAGCUAUGGGCGCUGUUAAAUCUGCUUAUGCCACUGUUCUUCAGUAGCGCCGACAACUUUGACUCCUGGUUCACGGUAGAGGACUGCGUCGACCCCCGAAACGAGCAAACGAUUCGGUUGAAGAAUCUCCUUCGACCUUUGCUGCUGCGCCGCACCAAGCUAGAGGUAGCACCCUCCAUUCCGCCGAAGGUACACAUCGACAUUUAUGUGCCACCGACAGAGCAAAUGUGUCUUUGGACACAUAAGGUGGUGCAAAAUGAGCUGCAGGAGGUCGGUCGUGACGGACACAUCAGAAGGUUCAGAAUCGGGUCCAGAUUUCCGCACUUGAGAAAGGUGAUUCAACAUCCUUACCUGGUACCGGGUGCAGAGAAUAUGGAUACGGACUAUGUGACGGACGACAUCGUGAAUUUUAGCUCGAAAAUGAUCCUACUGGACAAGCUGCUGGCAAGGCUCAAGGCGCGCGGUUCCAAAGUAUUAAUAUUCUCCCAGUACGUCACAGUGCUGAAAAUAUUGAUGGAUUAUCUUGACUGGCGCGAGUACGAGUACUGCGUACUGACUGGAUCAACCGGUCACGAAAGUCGCCAGUCACAGAUGGAAGAGUUUAAUAGUCCCGGGUCGAGUAAGUUCGUCUUCCUGUUGUCGACACGAGCCGGUGGUCUUGGCAUAAAUUUGGUAGCGGCCGACACCGUGAUCUUUUACGACAUGGAUUUCAAUCCACAAAUGGACUUCCAGGCAGAAGACCGCGCCCAUCGGAUCGGGCAGAAGAGGAAGGUGCACGUGUUACGGUUACUCGUGCGCGGAAGUAUGGACGAGCUGUUGUACCAUCAUUCCACCCGCAAACGGUUGCUAGAUGCAGCGGUAAUAAGGGGGACGGCUAAGCCGGAUAAAAAGUUAGAAACGGUUGCCUUUGAAUAUCAGCGUACAUCGCUUAUGGCAAACGGAUUGGUUGAUCCGGUGGCAAUAGACAAGAAGGUGGAUGAGCUGUUUGACAGAAUGGGCAAUUUGGAUGACCCAUUUGCAACAACGGAUGGUUUGCAGGAAGAUGGCGAGAUCGUAGUGCCCGGCAUUCCAUGCGAUCUGCAGUUUAACACACUGCUGAAUCCCGCCAAGAUAUCUAACAAGCGAAAACAAGAGGAAACUGUUGUUCCCAUCACGGCUAAGCGCAAACGAUACAGCAUCCAUCAGUCACCAUUGAUCAAUCAAACGUCCUACGUAUGACCACCAGGCCGUGUGUUGUCUCAUAAAAAUUAUCAUUCCAAUAGUCUCGUUGGUCAUCCUUUGCAAAAUAGCCACUGACUGUUCAUUCACUUUGAUUGUUACCAAUUGUAUUGUUACUGUGUAAAAUGUAAAACCGCUGGAAAUGAACUGUUUGUUGAUUUGUGUUUCAUUAGCGGAAAUAAAUACUCAUUACGUUAUCG